GGGGGCGGGCCGGGCGUUUGGCGAGGGCCGGGGGUCCCGGGCUGGGUGCGGGGGGUCGCCCCGCGGGCGCUCCGGUUCCUCUCGGGUGGUGACCUUGGCCCCCGAGCUCGCGGGGACGCGCCGGAAGGGAAGUGCGCAGCGGCGGCGACCGCGGCCUCCUCAGGGGAUGCGCCCCGCCGCGCCGGAUUCGGGGUGAUCGUCCGCCUCAGCCUCAGCCGCGACGGUUCCCGGGGCUGCGGGACCGCGACGUCCGCGCCCGCCGCCCAGUGCCGGCCGCCUGGUGGUGGCGGCGUCGGCGUGAGCGGCUGCGAUCCGCGAUCCGCGAUCCGCGAGCCCUGGAGAUCCAGAGUGUUUGUGAUUUCACCUAUUUUUGCUGAACUUAUGAAAGAGGUUCCUGAAUGAUGGAUUAAUAAGAACACUGCAAUUCCGUGACACAUUUCAAGUUAAAAGUUACUGAAUUUUCACCCUAGUCCAGCAGCAUUGCUGCUCACUUAAAUACAGAUGAAUGAAGACCCCAUUCGGGAAGACCCCUGGCCAGCGGUCCAGAGCUGAUGCAGGCCAUGCUGGUGUGUCUGCAAGUAUGAUGAAGAAAAGGACAUCCCACAAAAAACAUCGGAGCAGUGUGGGGCCGAGCAAACCUGUUUCCCAGCCCCGGCGGAACAUCGUAGGCUGCAGGAUUCAGCAUGGGUGGAAAGAGGGAAAUGGCCCUGUUACCCAAUGGAAAGGAACCGUUCUGGACCAGGUGCCUGUAAAUCCUUCUUUAUAUCUUAUAAAAUACGAUGGAUUUGACUGUGUUUAUGGACUAGAACUUAAUAAAGAUGAAAGAGUUUCUGCGCUUGAAGUCCUCCCUGAUAGAGUCGCAACAUCUCGAAUCAGUGAUGCACACCUAGCGGACACAAUGAUUGGCAAAGCUGUGGAGCACAUGUUUGAGACAGAAGAUGGUUCUAAAGACGAGUGGAGGGGAAUGGUGUUGGCACGCGCACCAAUAAUGAACACGUGGUUUUACAUUACCUACGAGAAAGAUCCCGUCUUGUACAUGUACCAGCUUUUAGAUGACUAUAAAGAAGGCGACCUUCGCAUUAUGCCUGACUCUAAUGAUUCACCUCCAGCAGAAAGGGAACCAGGAGAAGUUGUGGACAGCCUGGUAGGCAAACAAGUGGAAUAUGCCAAAGAAGACGGCUCUAAAAGGACUGGCAUGGUCAUCCAUCAAGUGGAAGCCAAACCGUCUGUCUAUUUCAUCAAGUUUGAUGAUGAUUUCCAUAUCUAUGUCUACGAUUUGGUGAAAACAUCCUAGAUGUCAUCAUGAACUUUGCCAAAUUUGUGGAACUAUUAAAUGUAUAAUUUGUAGACAUAAA
This is a messenger RNA of Erinaceus europaeus (western European hedgehog), 1355 nucleotides long. It is a transcript of the gene SPIN1, whose product is annotated as spindlin 1. Gene Ontology annotation, cellular component: nucleoplasm; cytosol. Gene Ontology annotation, biological process: regulation of DNA-templated transcription; gamete generation. The record is from RefSeq and is a predicted model, not a curated record. The transcript has 6 exons. Lineage: Eukaryota; Metazoa; Chordata; Mammalia; Eulipotyphla; Erinaceidae. Bases 506 to 1294 code for a protein of 262 amino acids.